This is a messenger RNA of Arabidopsis arenosa, 3587 nucleotides long. Lineage: Eukaryota; Viridiplantae; Streptophyta; Magnoliopsida; Brassicales; Brassicaceae. The record is from the annotation of a GenBank genome assembly.
ACUGCUACACAUUCUCUCUCUACCAAUUCACCCAAAAAGAAGAGAGAGAAACUAAAAAUUCUCUACAUUUCUCUAACUCUCUAACAAUGGCGGGUCGAUUACAAUCUCACCAAUUACCAAGUGGACUCUACGUUUCAGGUAAACUCGAACAACCUAAAGAACGACCACCGACAAUGGCGGCUCGUGCUAUGCCUUACACCGGAGGCGAUAUCAAGAAAUCCGGCGAGCUCGGAAGGAUGUUCGACAUCUCCGUCAAUGAUCCCACCUCGUUUCAAAGACCUCCGUCGAUUUUCUCCGGCGAAUCAGCUAGACAGCCACCGCCACGUGUCCCCUCUGCUUCGUCUUCGAAUCCGAAUAGUGGAUCCGUUCGAUCCGGAUCUCAAUCGGGUCUAAUUAGAAAAUCUUCAGGUCCUCUUUCUCAGCUUCAACCCACCGGUUUAAUCACCUCCGGUCCGCUUAAUUCGUCCGGUCCAAUUGGGUCCGGGUCAAGAAGGUCGGGUCAGAUUGAUCAACAUCAUCAAACGAGUAAUACAAGAUCGAGCAAACCCAAGUAUGGAUCCGGUGUGACGGUUUUGAACUCGGAUCCGAUUCGGGUCGGGUUUAGAGUACCAAAAGCUGUGAUUUGGGCAGUGAUUGUAGUUGCAGGGAUGGGUUUAUUAAUUGGUGCGUUUUAUCUGUGGCGAAGAGGGUUAAUGAGUUUCAUCAAGAAUCAUCCAGAUGCUGUGAUUAGAGGCGCCAUUGAUGGACAAUUCAUCAAGGUUGUAACAUGUGGAAGUAUCCCGCUUGAGUCGUCAUACCAAAGGAUACCGAGAUGUGUUUAUGUAUCGACGGAAUUGUAUGAGUACAAAGGUUUUUGUGGGAAAUCCGCUAACUUGAAACAUAGAUGUUUUUCGUGGGGAUGCAGACAUGCUGAGAGAUAUGUAUCGGAUUUUUACAUUUCGGACUUUCAAUCCGGAUUGCGAGCACUUGUUAAAGCAGGAUAUGGAUCAAAAGUUUCUCCAAUUGUCAAACCAACAACAGUAGCUAAUGUAACCUCGCAAACUAAGGAUUUAUCUCCAAGCUUUCUACAAUGGUUAGCGGAUCGCAACCUUUCCAAUGAUAACUCUGCUAUGCGUCUCAAAGAAGGAUACAUAAAAGAAGGGAGCACCGUAAGCGUGAUGGGAAUGGUGAGGCGACACGACAACGUUCUGAUGAUCAUUCCUCCUGCGGAAUCAGUCGCCACUGGCUGCAAAUGGUGGCGUUGCCUCCUCCCAACUUAUGUGGAUGGCCUUAUCAUUACUUGUGACGAGAAUCAGAAUGCUGAUGUCAUUCCUGACGACUCAAAGCAGGCAACUGGUGUCCUCUCCACCGUAAAUGCUUCGUUCUUAAGAACACGUACCGAGUUGUUCUCAAGCUUGAACUCUUUGUGGAAAGCUCCUGUCUUUUACAUACAUUCCGUGGAGGCUACGGCAAUUAAAUUACCGAGUAGAAGCUCAAACAAGGUUAAUAUAUCAGGACUGAUGAGUGUUGCACAAGGAAAUAGAACAAGUUACGAGCCGAAACAUGGAGAUCUCAUUGCUCUCACAAAAGCAGCAAGGCCAACACGCGUGGAUGACUUAAACCCACUGAUUCUUGGAUAUGUGUUCUCUGUUGAAGAUGAGCUACAUUUCUCUGUUCAUUCCUCCAAAACUAUAUCCAUUGAUGAGCAAUUUUCGUUUCGUUCGGGGUGUUUUUCUUAUGAAUUUGACCACAAACACUCGUAUCUGGAAGGCUUUGCACAACGGAGAUGCCAACUUGAGUCUCAUCAAGAGUGUCCUUCAAGCAAAUACCGCGAGCAGUCUGUUUCUUCUAGGAAUUGGGGGAAUGAUGUAUCGGGAAUUAUGCGGUCUGCAAACUUGAACACUUCUCAGGAAUCUGCAAUUUUGAGUUGCUUGGAGACAAGAAAUUUACGUGACAAGGCUAGUGUGAAACUGAUUUGGGGACCACCUGGUACCGGCAAGACAAAGACAGUUGCUACUCUUCUGUUUGCUCUUCUCAACCUAAGUUGCAAAACAGUUGUGUGUGCUCCUACAAACACGGCUGUAGUAGAAGUUGCAUCGAGGCUCUUGGCGUUAUUUAAGAAAUCUUCUUCAUCAGAACAUUCUACUUACGGUCUUGGGAAUAUUCUUUUGGUCGGAAACCGAGCUAGAAUGGGAAUAGAUGACAGGGGGAAUGAUGAUCUCCUCAACGUGUUUCUUGAACAUCGCAUUAGUAAGUUGCGUAAACUGUUUUCGCCAUUGACUGGAUGGGAACGGAGUUUGGAGUCAGUCAUAGAUAUUCUUGAAAAUGUGGAGUCUAGUUAUAAGAAAUAUCUCUUGUUAAAUGAAAGAAGGGAGAUUAAGGUAGAAAGUAAAAACAUUCUUACAACAUUUGCCCGUCAAGCUCUUCGCCGAGCCAGAUCUUUCUUGCAGGAGAAACAAGGAAGCUUCACAUUAGAUUGCUUUAACAAACUCAUCCGUGUUGAUUGCCUUCAGACUCUACGUUUGCUAUCAAAGCGUUUUGAGAUUCCAGCCUCGUUGAUAAACGAGGAUAUAAGGACAUUCUGCCUACAAAAUGCACACAUAAUCUUCUGCACUGCCUCGGGUGCUGCAGAAAUGACCGCGGAACGAACAGGAUCCAUAGACUUGCUUGUAGUUGACGAGGCGGCUCAACUUAAAGAAUGUGAAUCAGUUGCUGCAUUGAAACUUCAGGGUUUGCACCAUGCUGUUCUAAUAGGAGAUGAGCUUCAGCUACCAGCAAUGGUGCAAAGCGAGGUAUGUGAGAGGGCCAAAUUUGGGAGAAGCUUGUUUGAGAGAUUGGUUUUGAUUGGCCACAAGAAACAUUUGCUUAAUGUUCAAUAUCGUAUGCAUCCCUCUAUAAGCCUUUUUCCCAACAUGGAGUUUUAUGAUGGUAACAUCUCUGAUGCUGAGAUUGUUAAAGAAAGCACCUAUCAAAAGCGGUUUCUUCGAGGAAACAUGUUUGGCUCUUUCUCGUUCAUCAACGUGGGACUCGGGAAAGAAGAGUUUGGUGAUGGACAUAGUCCUAAGAACAUGGUUGAGGUUGCCGUGGUUUCUGAGAUCUUAACCAAUCUUUUCAAAGUGUCAAGUGAGGCAAAGACGAAGAUGAGUGUUGGUGUUAUUUCACCUUAUAAAGCUCAAGUUAGAGCAAUCCAAGAGAGGAUCGGAGAUAAGUACACCUCCGUAUCAGAUCAGCUUUUCACUUUGAAUGUUCGGUCGGUGGAUGGGUUUCAAGGAGGAGAAGAAGACAUUAUUAUCAUAUCCACCGUUAGAAACAACGGUAACGGAAACAUAGGGUUUCUCUCUAACCGUCAAAGAGCCAACGUUGCACUGACUCGUGCAAGGCACUGUUUAUGGGUGAUUGGUAACGAAAGAACUUUGGAGCUGAGUGGUUCGAUUUGGACAAACUUGUAAGGGACUCGAAGAGACGUGGAUGUUUCUAUGAUGUUGUUGAUGAUAAAAAUUUAAGAGAUGCCAUGAACAAUGCUCUUCCCAAGGUCGACAUGUCUGAUGUGUGGUCGAGUUUUCGAUCUCUUUCAAUCAGGAAAGAAAGAAGAAAUGCUUGGUAGCUCU